Molecule: messenger RNA, 465 nt
Organism: Cordyceps fumosorosea ARSEF 2679
Lineage: Eukaryota; Fungi; Ascomycota; Sordariomycetes; Hypocreales; Cordycipitaceae
Product: Mago nashi domain protein
Exons: 6
Coding region: 1-465 (154 amino acids)
Biological process (GO): RNA splicing
Cellular component (GO): nucleus; exon-exon junction complex
Source: RefSeq, a predicted model, not a curated record
AUGAGUUCCUCCAAUGAGCCUUUUUACCUACGAUACUAUUCUGGCCAUUCUGGCCGCUUCGGCCACGAGUUCCUUGAGUUCGAUAUCAGAGUCGUAGGGGACGGUCGCAGUGCAGUUACUCGAUAUGCCAAUAACUCGAAUUACCGAAACGACAGUUUGAUUCGAAAAGAGAUGUGUGUGAGCGCCACCAUUAUCGACGAAAUCAAGCGAAUUAUAAAGACGAGCGAAAUUACCAAGGAAGACGAUUCCAAAUGGCCUCAAAAGAACAAAGACGGACGUCAACAGCUGGAAAUCCGGCUCGGCAAUGACCACAUUUCAUUCGAAACCGCCAAGAUAGGAUCGCUAGUCGAUGUCACCGAGUCCGCCGACCCCGAAGGCCUUCGAGUUUUCUAUUACCUGGUUCAAGAUUUAAAGGCUUUGGUUUUCAGCCUUAUCGCGUUGCAUUUCAAGAUUAAGCCUAUUUAA